AUGAUACCAUUUGUUGAGCGUAUAGUCGCUGUCCUACACCUGACCAAAGUGUUUGUCGGACCCAAAAGACCGGAGCGUUUGACGCGAAGCCAAUUCUUGUAUUCGUCGACCGAAACAACAGUGCAUUCAUUAGCGAUGGAAACGACUGGAAGUGAGGCGAGUGUCCGCUUAUAUCUGAGUAGUGAUCAUGCCGCAGAGGAAGAGAUGUUGCCAUUGGAGACCCUCUAUGAGAAUGAGGUCGGUUUGAAUGGUACGGAUCUGUUGAGACUUAGUAAAGACGGCUAUAGAAAGCGCCAGCAAUUGAGGGACACAUUCAACAUACUGUAUAAUAAUUCGGUUCCGAAGAAAAAAGCCGCCCCGGCGGCCAAGAGCUCAUCCACUCAAUCCAAUCAAUCGACUCAAUCAAAUCAAUCCCUUCAAUCCAAACCUCAACCCAAAACCCCAACACAAGCGACAGCUAAACCCCCACCAAAAGAGGCGCCAAAAGAGAUACCGAAAGAGGGUUUACUUCUUGGUUUGGGUAAUCCAUUGCUGGAUAUACUGGCGAACGCUAAGCCAGAGUUCCUCAAGAAGUACGGCCUUUGGCCGAACGACCAGAUCAUGGCCGGUGAAAAACAUCAGGGUUUGGUUCCCGAACUCCUCAAAGAGUAUAAAGUGGAAUAUUCCGCGGGAGGAAGCGUUCAGAACAGUAUGCGUUGCGUUCAGUGGUUCUUCGGCCAAAACCCAAAUAUCACCACUUAUUUCGGUUGCGUUGGCGAUGAUGUCUAUGGAAAGAAAAUGGAGGCCAAAGCGAAAGGCGAUGGCGUGAAUGUGGUGUAUAUGGUGGACAAGGAUGAGACCACCGGUGUUUGCGCCUGUCUUAUAACCAAUAACGGGAAGAACCGAUCGCUUUGCGCUUUUCUCGGCGCGAGUAUUAAGUUUAAUGUGAAACACAUCGCCGACAACACCACACACUUAGACAAAGCCAAGUAUUUUCUCACUUCUGGCUAUCAUUUGGCGGUGAGUGUGGAGUCGGCCCUCAAUUUGGCCCAACACUGCCAGAAGAAUGAGGGGAAAGUGUUUGCGUUCGCGCUGUCGGCCGCCUAUAUCUGCACCAAAUUCUCCAAAGAGUUGCUCCAAAUCUAUCCAUACAUUGACUAUAUGUUCGCGAGUGAAACGGAGGGCCGAGAGUUCUCGCAAAUGAUGGGUUGGGAGGCGUCCGAACUCAAAGACAUCGCCAUCAAAAUGGCUCAACACGAGAGUCAGAACCGCAAAACGGGUCGCAAAGUGAUUCUCACUCAGGGAAAGGGGAAUGUAGUGCUCGCAGACGCUAAGGAGACCGGCAUUAAAGAGUUUCCGGUCACUCCUAUACCAGAAAAAAAUAUCGUCGACACCAACGGCGCCAGCGACGCAUUCGUGGGCGGAUUCUUAGCCCAACUGAUCCGCGGCCAACCCAUCGAUGUCUGCAUCAAGAGUGGUAACUACGCGGCCAGUGAGGUGAUCCAGAUGUCGGGCUGCAAUUUCCCCAAACAAAACAAAUUCCGCAUUUAAUACCAG
Messenger RNA from Medioppia subpectinata, 1536 nucleotides. Lineage: Eukaryota; Metazoa; Arthropoda; Arachnida; Sarcoptiformes; Oppiidae. The record is from the annotation of a GenBank genome assembly.